Messenger RNA from Echinops telfairi (small Madagascar hedgehog), 1156 nucleotides. It is a transcript of the gene TCEAL8, whose product is annotated as transcription elongation factor A like 8. The record is from RefSeq and is a predicted model, not a curated record. NCBI's taxonomy places the organism in Eukaryota, Metazoa, Chordata, Mammalia, Afrosoricida, Tenrecidae. The transcript is spliced from 3 exons. Bases 212 to 565 code for a protein of 117 amino acids.
CGUGUGCAGAAGUCCUUCUAGUCCUGGGCCUGCUUCCCCGUCGCAGCUUCUUGUUGCCGGAGCAGUCAAGUGGCCCGGAUCCCUUCAGGUUGUUGAAGGAAUCUUGGUCUUUUGGGCGCGGCACAAACCAAGGUGAGGAAAGGGAGAAAGAUCCUGUGGAUCCUUGCAGGAAUAAUUUAUUCCAAAAGAAGUUAAUAGUAAAAUACUCAACAUGCAAACAUCUUGUGACGACAAUGAAGGAAAGCCACAGAACAUGCCAAAGGCAGAGGAAGAUCACCCUUCAGAUGGUGGGCCUCUGGAGGCGGGAGGAGAGCCGCAACCCUCUGCUGAAGUUGUUAGCCAGGAAGCACAAGGAAACCUUGGAGGAGGGCAGGCCCAGCCUGGCCAGAGUUUUAAAGAGGACACUCCCGUUAGGCACUUGGACCCUGAGGAAAUGAUAAGAGGAGUAGAUGAGUUGGAAAGGCUUAGGGAAGAGAUAAGAAGAGUAAGAAACAAGUUUGUGAUGAUGCAUUGGAAACAAAGACAUUCUCGAAGCCGCCCUUAUCCGGUGUGCUUCAGGCCUUGAUUUCAUUGCCUGAUAAUUAAGAUCUGGCCCCUGCUUUCUUUUUGUUAACAUUUUUUCUGAUGUAUCUUUGACCUUCAUUUUUACUUUUCAUGAUCUGGUGGUAUUUUGUUUUAGUUAGUUUACCUUGUUACCAGCAUAUCAUUAGAGUUUGUAUUUUAAUGUUUCCCAGGUUUGCUUUUCAGUUGGUAAGUUGUCACACGUAGGCAUGGGAAGAUGUUCGUUGCAUAAAGUAAAACACUACAGAUUUCAAAGCAGCAUAUUUAGUAUCAGCUCCCAUACGUAGGCUAAAAUCCCCAAAUUGUGUAUGUGUGUGUGUACAUACAUAUAUCAAAAUUUUACCUGUGCUUAUUUCUAUGUGGUGUGAGCUCUUGUUUUUCUGCUUCUUAUUUGUAUUUUUUAAGGAACACAUUACUGUGUCAGACAAAAAUAAUUAAAGUUUUUUUAAUAAGAUUUGAUCAAAUAAUUUGCAACUAGCUUACAAUGGUACUGGGGGCACUUAAUCUCUUCAUGAUCAAACUAUUAAAAAUGUAAAUGUCAAAUUACCUCAGGAUCUCUUUUCCAGAGGAAUAAAACUGGCAAUUAUUACUCUCA